Molecule: messenger RNA, 2796 nt
Organism: Metarhizium brunneum ARSEF 3297
Lineage: Eukaryota; Fungi; Ascomycota; Sordariomycetes; Hypocreales; Clavicipitaceae
Product: Didemethylasterriquinone D synthetase tdiA
Biological process (GO): secondary metabolic process; biosynthetic process
Molecular function (GO): CoA-ligase activity; phosphopantetheine binding
Source: RefSeq, a predicted model, not a curated record
AUGGAUACUUGGAAUUGUCUUCAGGAUGUCCUCCGGGACAGAGCCGAGUCAGGAUCUGUCCUCAGCUUCCCCUUGGGGGACGUUUCCGAUCCGAUUUGCAUCUCUUAUAAAGACCUCUACUUCCAAGCACGGCGUAACAGUGGCCAGAUUCGGGGAAUCCCAAGGUUCAAGGAGCGUCACCCAAUCAUGCUGCACUUGGAUAAUCAUGCAGACAUCAUCACCUGGUUCUGGUCUGUCCUCUUUGCCAACGGCAUACCCGUGAUACUGGGCCCAUCAAUCCGCAGCAACAGUUCCAUGCUGGACCUGGCAGUACUGUUGGAAUACCCGAUAUGCAUCACGACAAGUGACUUGACGGACAUGUGGGAUUCCGGCCACGGGAUGUACCUGCAUAGAGUCGAGACACCGCAGAAGACGGCGUCAAGGGCGAUAUCCUCUGCCGAACCAAACAGCCAUGGGCAGUACCAGGGGGGCACUACAACGGCUAUUUUGAUGUUGACGUCCGGUAGCAGCGGAAGUCCCAAGGCUGUCAUGUUGUCUCACCGUCAGAUCCUUGCAGCCGUGGCCGGAAAAGCCGCAGUGCGGCCAUUGGAAAGCCCUCGGCCAUUUUUGAAUUGGAUAGGUCUUGAUCACGUUGCAAGUCUGGUUGAAAUCCAUAUCCAGGCUUUGUGGCUCGGCGUUGACCAAGUCCAUGUGCAUGCAAGCGACGUGGUUUCAGCACCAACAACAUUCCUUUCACUUCUUCACCGCUACAAAGUGGCCAAAACCUUUGCGCCGAAUUUCUUGUUAGCCAAGCUGCUCUCGGCUCUACAAGACGAGCAACAAGACAGGAAUUGGGAUCUCACAAAUCUCACCAUGCUCGCGUCCGGAGGUGAGGACACCGACACGAGCACGUGUGUCAAUCUAUCCUCGAUUCUCCAAAGGUACAAUGCCCCGGCGAAUGUAAUCACGGCUGGCUUUGGCAUGACUGAGACGUGUGCCGGGGCCAUCUUCAACCUCGAUUGUCCCGAGUAUGAUGUCAAAAGAGGCCGAGCCGUGGUUUCCCUGGGCACCUGUAUGGAUGGCAUUGAGAUGCGUAUUACAAAUCCUGGACUAGACCGAUCACAAGUUGCGGCACCCGACGAGCCUGGCGAUCUCGAGGUCCGUGGCAGCGUGCUUUUCAGUGGCUAUUAUCGUGAUGCGCGCGCCACUGCAGAAUGCUUCACCCAGGACGGCUGGUUUCGUACGGGCGACCAGGCCAGCAUCGACGCGCAGGGCCAUCUCAGCCUCAAAGGUCGCGUCAAGGAUCUUGUCAAUAUCAAUGGCGCCAAAUUUGCCAUGGCGCCACUUCAGACGGCGCUUGAUCAAGCUCUUUGCCAUCAAGCUGCACGUCUUGUCGCAUUUCCGUCCCGCGCAGCCCACACUGAGCAGGUGACAGUCGCAUACAUUCCUCGGAACUGGGACAUGCCUGCCAAGGACGUCGUCGAGAUCCAACAUCUGGCCGUACAAACAUGUCUGUUACGCGUUGGUGCCAGCCCAACCGUCUUCUCUCUUCGGCAGGAGUCCAUUCCGCUUUUGCCAGUAUCCUCGCUCGGCAAAAUCUCGCGGACCAAGAUGAGAACACUAUACGAAGCAGGUGCUUUCUCCAAGGAUGUUGAUCUGCACUUCAGUCGAGUGGAGCAGUUUAGAAAACAAAGACAGAAAAUGGACGAUACAGAAGCCAACGAUGCCGAAAAGCUUCUCAUCCGCUGUCUCUUGGACCUCAAGUCCAUCGACAGGGGCGCAAUCGGCGUGAACACAUCCAUUUUCGAACUUGGAUUCACUUCCGUUGACGUGAUUCAACUCAAGAUACGCAUUGAAGAGGCACUAGGAGCUAGUGUCUCUGUGACUUCAAUUCUGAGGCAUCCUACACCAUCUGCACUAGCCAAGGCCCUCUGCCCCGAGAGCGAGAAGGGCAGGUCGUUGGACACGCCGCUGAAUUCCAGUUAUGACCCCGUCGUCGCUUUCAACGCGGCUGGCAAAAAAACACCGCUAUGGCUUGUCCAUCCCGGGAUUGGUGAAGUCCUCGUUUUCGUCGGGCUAGCUCAGCAUAUCGCCAGUGACGAUCGACCGGUAUACGCACUGCGCGCCAGAGGCCUUGACCCCGGCCAAGAACAGUUCGUAUCCAUUGAUGAGGUGGUUGAUGCGUACCUGGCGGCCCUUCGACAGCGACAGCCUCAAGGACCCUAUGUGAUGGCGGGAUAUAGCUACGGGACCAUGAUUGCCUUUGAAAUGGCCAAGAAACUCGAAGCAACCGACGGACAUGGCACAGUACAAUUCCUUGGCUGUUUGAACUUGCCGCCGCACAUCAAAACGCGCAUGAGACAGCUCAACUGGCAAAAUUGCCUGCUGCAUUUGGCAUACUUUCUCAGUUUAAUAACCGAGGAGCAGGCUGAGCAAAUCGAGGACAUGAGCCAGGACGACGCCCUGGCAUAUGUAUUUCGCCUCGCCGACGCGGAUCGUAUCAGGGAACUUGGCCUGGACAAGCCUGGAUUAACUCGCUGGACCAACGUCGCACAUAGCUUGCCAAGUAUUGCUGUCAAUUACGAGCCUGAUGGUCAAGUUGACAUGCUAGAUAUCUUCUAUGCUACCCCGUUGAAAUCCGUGGCCCCAGACCGAACGAUAUGGGUGAAGGAGCAUUUGAGCAAGUGGCAGGACUUUUGCAGAUCGAAGCCUCGGUUGCACGAAGUUGAUGGUUCGCAUUAUACCAUGAUUGGACCGGAUCAUGUUGCUGCUUUUUCUGCCACAUUUCUUUCUGCGCUGCAUGCUAGGGGGGUUUAA